AUAACGACAUGGCCUAUCAUUCAACCUAGUGCAUUUUUGUCAGAUCUCUGGAGCAAAUCGUAGUUAGUGAGAAAAAAUACAUAUGACUGUUCAAAUCCUUCUGCGUACCUGGAAAUAGAGAUGCAUGAAUGCAAUUGUCUGUCGUCUUUGUGGCAGACGAUUGAUAACCCUGAGUACGAGGAUCGUGUUGAAUUAUCUUGCUUUUUUUAAACAAAUGUAACAUUUGAACUCAUGGUCGUUCAAAUUGUCAGAUUACCUCAUAAUAGCAAUUAAUCAUGUUUAUGUAAGCAUGUGUAUAGAUCUUUGAUAUGCAAGCACGGAUUCUUCCGAUAAUGCAUAUAAUUUCUGACCUAACCAAAGUUAUGUCAGCUAUUGCCAUCGAUGAUCUCUUAUCCAAAUUAAAAUUAUGAAUACAAUUGUACAGAACACUAAAAAGACGAGUUAUUGUGGUAUAAUUGAUCAGUGUAUCAACGACUUGUAAUUAUGAAUAAUACCAGAGACACACCCACGUAUCAAAUUUAAUCGUAAGAGACAAUGUUCCGAAGUCGCAGCUGGUUUGGCGGAAGCCUUUGGAAACCCAAGAACCCACACUCUCUCGAACACCUCAAAUACCUUUACAAUGUUUUAUCUAAAAAUCAGACUGUAUCAGAAAACAACAGAGGUUUGCUGGUAGAAACCCUACGUUCGAUAGCUGAAAUUUUGAUAUGGGGCGAUCAAAAUGAUAGCAGUGUGUUUGAUUUCUUCCUUGAAAAGAAUAUGCUUUCUUUCUUUCUGCGCAUAAUGAAGCAGAAAUGUGGAAGUUAUGUAUGUGUUCAACUUCUGCAGACGCUCAAUAUCCUGUUUGAAAAUAUUCGCAACGAAACAUCUUUGUAUUACUUAUUAAGCAACAACCACGUAAACAGUAUAAUAGUUCACAAAUUUGACUUUAGUGACGAAGAAGUGAUGGCUUACUACAUCAGUUUUUUGAAAACUCUGAGUUUGAAGCUAAACGCGCAUACAAUCCACUUCUUUUAUAACGAGCACACAAAUGACUUUCCACUUUAUACUGAAGCCAUCAAAUUUUUCAAUCAUACUGAAGGCAUGGUGCGCAUUGCGGUACGCACCUUGACUCUGAACGUAUACCGUGUUGAAGAUGCAUCGAUGUUAGCAUUCAUAAGGGACAGAACAGCCGCACCAUAUUUCAGUAAUCUUGUCUGGUUUAUUGGAAAUCAUAUUAUUGAAUUGGACACCUGCGUUCGGAACGAUGCGGACCACCAGAGUCAGAACAGAUUGUCCGACUUAGUAGCAGAGCACCUCGACCACCUUCAUUAUUUAAACGAUAUUCUCUGUUUAGACAUCCCGGACUUGAAUCAAGUUCUGACUGAACAUUUACUGCAUAAAUUGUUAGUGCCUUUGUACGUUUAUUCAUUAACCAGGCAUAAGACCCAAUUUUUCCAACCUAAAGUGAGUCAAUAUAACUUAUUCAUACCAAUCAUGCUAAUAGUGAAAUCGAAUUACCAUACAAAUCUGAUAACUAUUGAUUUUCAGGAUAAAAAGAAACAUGUCAGUGCUGUAGUUUCCCUAUUUUUACUUUCACAAGUGUUUUUAAUUAUAUCACACGGACCAUUGGUUCACACCCUCGCUUCUAUAAUAUUAGAAGCUGAUUUAGAUAUUAUUGAAAAUGGCGCUGGCAAACUGCUUGAGGAAUAUUCAACCUUCGCUGCUACUGAGACAGUUGCUUUUGCACAACCACCUGAAACUCUUGAACGGUUGUUCGAAAGUUUGGAUGAAGUUCAAAGUGAAACUGUAAUUUCUGAAACAGAGCUGUCUACUGAAGAUAUGAAUGAAAGAUGUAGCAAAGAAGAAUCAACUGAGUAUGCAGCUAUAAAUACUCCAACUACCUCCUAUGUCAACUCAGAAGCUACACCUCGACCACAAGUCUUAGAUAUCAAUACUCCAAGUGAAACAUUAGACAAAUUAAAAAGCCUGAAUGUCACAGACGAAGAAAAAGAACAGCGGCUAGCUCUCGAAAGUCCAUUAGCGCCUCAACCAUUAUUUGACGACAUGCAACAAUCAUUGGCUAAUAAACCAUUUCUUGAAGCUAUACUAAAUGCUUUGAGUUGCACCGAGAAUGAUUACGCAGCAUUAUUUUCACUAUGUUUGUUAUAUGCCUUAGCUAAUAAUGAGGGAGUCAAACCUGAAGUUUUAGACUUGGUUUUAUCGCCAUCAUAUAAAGCAUUGACUAAAAAUUGGUACAAUCAAACUCUUGUCGAUAGAUUAAUUCAGAUCGUAACAUUGAGCUGUCAAACGAAUACUAAAGUACGGUUGGUUACUCUUGAUUUAGCCAUCAAGCUACUCAUACAGUUGGUAAUGUCUGGAAGUCAGAGUUUGCUUCAGGAUCGUCAUUUAGCAGCCAUUGAAACCGCGAGAGAGCAAAGUACUUCAUUACUCAGGAACUUUUACAAGAGUGAAGACAUAUUUUUAGACAUGUUUGAAGAUGAAUACAGUGAAAUCCAAAAGAAACCAUUGAAUGUCGAGUGGUUGAUGAUGGACAGUAAUAUACUACUUCCACCCACUGGAACUCCUAUGACUGGAAUUGAGUUCAGCAAACGGUUGCCUUGUGGAGAGGUAGAAAGAGCAAGGCGAGCGAUAAGAGUGUUUUUCCUAAUACGAGAAUUAUCAUUAACUCUCAGUGCUGAACCAGAGACGCAUCUGCCAUUGACAAACUUGGCAGCCUGCGUGCAGGUCAACAACGUUCUUGACCUAAAUAAUACCGAUCUUAUUUCUUGUACAAUCGUGGGUAAAGAUGGGCAGAAGAUCAGACGCUUUUUAGUGAUGGACCUAAUCCAAAUAAUAUUGGUUGAACCAGACACGAGAAAGCUGGGCUGGGGAGUUGCAAAAUUAGUUGGUUUGUUACAAGAUAUUGAAGUUACUGGCGAUAAAGAUGAUUCUAGGUGUCUUCAUCUGACAAUUCAUCGACCAUUGAGUAGUAGUGCCACUAAUAGAGUCCCGUUGCUCUCAGCGAAAUGUAUUUUGGAUGAUCACAUAAGAUGUAUGGCAGCAAAGCAGCGAUUAACUAAGGGAAGAAUCAAGGCAAGACAAAAAAAAAUGAGUCAAAUAGCCAGACUUCUAGAUAUUCCAACUGGUAUUCCACACUGCCCUACACCACCAAACUAUACAUUGCUCAAUGUGCGCCAAGAACGUACAACAGGGAGAGGACAAAAAACAAAGGAUCAACCAAGGUCCAUGUUCACAGUAAACAAAGUGCCAGGGUUUGCCGCUCAAAUGCGACGAGAUAGUUCCUCUCGAUCUGUUGCUGGGCAUUCAGCAGCAAAUAGUAAACAUACUGACAGUAGUCCAGAUGGCAAGGCCCGGGAAAAUGGUUUGAAAUCUCGAGAGCAUUCGCCAAAAUUGCCAAGACCUAAGAGUGAAGAAAUUCCACUUGAAGACAUGCGUAACAGAAAAGCAUCUCUAGGAAAAGUCACUUGUCCCCCUGCAGUGAUCCAGGAGAGAGUGGAAAUUUCUACUUCAUGCGUCCAUUCGAUAUCCGAAACAUCACCAGUAUCUAGAAAAUCUUCUGAAGAAACUUCGUUCACUUCGCCUCAAAACCAGACAGAAACAAAGCCACGUAGAAAAGGUCAGGUUGAAACUGUUUGAUCUUACGAUGCAAAUGUAAAGAUGCCAAACAAGAUUGUUGAGGCACAACUUACAUAAUGAACAUAUUAAUUUCGUUUCGUUCAAUUUUCAUGACAAUCUGAGUUAACGAUUGCGUUGUAACUCAUGGAUUGACAAAUUUUGACUGCAACUAUUAAAACUCCUGAUAUUGAUCCAUCUUUACAUAUCAUCGCUCAAAAAAAUCUAUUGCCAAUCAUUACAACUAUCUAAACCAAUCACAAAGUAACUUGGGCAAAAUCGUACAUUGCGGUCAAUCUGAGAACAAUUAUGCUAUUAAUUAAUCUAUAGAGUAAGUACUGUUACUAGUGUUACGCCAAGACCGCAUGAUCGCAAUUUUUCAACUACAAACUUAAUUGUAUUUUAUGUUGCCCUAAACGGUUCAGCAAUUAACGAUUAUGUGCAAUUAGAUUCAUAUAGUGUUGAUCAAUUAUUGUCCAAUGUUUCAUAAGAUUACAGCCUGCAGAUUGCUUGUUUUUUGCCAUACGUAUAAGUGUACAUACAUAUGUAGACAAUAUGCAAAUUUUUAAAAAGUUUAAAAA
Messenger RNA from Athalia rosae (coleseed sawfly), 4193 nucleotides. RefSeq names its product protein CLEC16A homolog (gene ema). NCBI's taxonomy places the organism in Eukaryota, Metazoa, Arthropoda, Insecta, Hymenoptera, Athaliidae. Gene Ontology annotation, biological process: regulation of autophagosome maturation; endosomal transport; endosome to lysosome transport. The record is from RefSeq and is a predicted model, not a curated record. Bases 535 to 3636 code for a protein of 1033 amino acids. The transcript is spliced from 13 exons. Gene Ontology annotation, cellular component: late endosome; endolysosome membrane.